Messenger RNA from Talaromyces amestolkiae, 2271 nucleotides. RefSeq lists its product as uncharacterized. Gene Ontology annotation, molecular function: DNA binding. The transcript has a single exon. NCBI's taxonomy places the organism in Eukaryota, Fungi, Ascomycota, Eurotiomycetes, Eurotiales, Trichocomaceae. The record is from RefSeq and is a predicted model, not a curated record. Gene Ontology annotation, cellular component: epsilon DNA polymerase complex. Gene Ontology annotation, biological process: error-prone translesion synthesis; DNA-templated DNA replication. Bases 1 to 2271 code for a protein of 756 amino acids.
AUGGAUAGAACACAGACUCCCAAGAUGCCACUGCCAAUACGGAGUGCCGAUAUAAUACCGUCAUCUUCGCCAGCCUUUGGUACCCCAGCCCGACCAGUCCGCACUGGCAACAGACCAAAUUUACAGGGAAAAUCAUCCGUUCUACCUGUCCUCAUCCCGCCUGCGCUGCUUCGACCUUUAGCUUUCCGAACCUUUACGAGAAAACAUGACUUGACGAUCUCUUCAAACACACUUCAGACUCUGGCCACUUUCGUUGGCAAGAAUUGCGGAUCGAGGUGGCGUGACGAUGGACUUGCGGAACGGUUACUGGACGAGGUAGCCAAACUAUGGCGGAAGAACGGCGGAGGAGUUAUUGUGGAAGAGGGCAACGGUGCCUCCAUCAAAGCUAUUCUUCAAAUACUAGAAGGCAACAUGUCCAAUGGCAAAGUAGUGCCCGGAAAGUUAGCAGAUCAAGAAGAUCAACGUGGUAGCCAUGCUGGGAUUGUGGGCCCCGAUGAAACAGCAAACAGUCAUGCCGGAGAAGAAGACGACGAAAACAUAUCUACGGAUCCGAGACGCUACAUGAAGAUUGUCGAUGCUUAUGAUCAGCCUCGAUUAACAUAUAACCCUGACAAGAAACAUUUCGAGACAUCAGUAAACAAACCAUCCUUCUUUCCGGACCCUUCUCAUCAAAUUAUGUUUUAUCGGGACAGAUUCAACCUCAUAUACCAGAGACUGCUGCGCAACGAGUCGUUUCAAACGUCAUCGCUCUUGAAUAGCAAUCGGCAAACCUACAAAAUCACGCCAAUUGCAAAUUUGUUGGGAAGGGGUGGGUCACAACAUAUGUGUUUGGGGCUUUUGUCUGUCUCUCCGGCCGGGGAGAUGUCACUCACCGACCUAACAGGAACUAUCAUGCUGGAUUUAUCAGAAACCGUGCCUAUCCCACAGGGGAAUGGUGCAUGGUUCUGUCCCGGAAUGAUGGUUCUGGUUGAAGGCAUAUACGAAGAAGAAGAGGUAGUCAAGGGCUCUGUAUUAGGUGGUAACAGUGGCAUUGGAGGUGCAAUAGGAGGAAAGCUUUUGGGUAUCACUAUUGCCGGACCGCCCUGUGAGAAGCGCGAGGUGACACUUGGUAUGAACAGUAUCGACUCAAAAGGAGACAUCGGGACCAGUGGUGGAUUUGGCUGGGUCGAUUUCCUCGGUGUAGGAAGUGAACGUGCUCAGGGAGCUCGAAUGAGAAAACUUGAGCAUAAAAGUCUACGUCAAGUCAACGAAGCCGACGGCCAAAGGAACGGGCGACGCAGUAUUGUUAUCCUGGGUGAAGUUCAUUUGGACAAUACUAAGACGCUUGAAGCUCUUAGGACAGUCUUUGGAAUAUACAGCGAACUGCCAUUUGAAGAACUGCCGCUCGCAUUUUUGAUGAUUGGCAACUUCAUUGGAAAGGUUGGAUUUGGACAGAGCAAUGGCGGAAAUAGUAUCGAGUACAAGGAAUGUUUCGACAGCCUGGCCUCGGUUCUGUCCGACUUUCCAGCGCUUUUGAGCCAUACGACUUUUAUAUUCGUUCCAGGCGAUAACGAUCCCUGGGCAUCUACAUUCACGGCCGGAGCUUCAAGCGCGAUUCCCCGAAAAGCAGUUCCUGAGCUAUUCACAUCGAGAGUGAAACGUGCAUUCGCUUCAGCGAACAAUAUUUCAGAAGGCUCAGCGUCAAAAACCACUCCAGGAGAGGCUAUGUGGACAUCCAACCCUUCACGCAUAUCCCUCUUUGGUCCAGUCCACGAGAUCGUCGUUUAUCGGGACGAUAUCUCUGGACGGCUAAGACGUGGCAGCAUACAUUUCACCAAUACUGGAGACAAUGACUCUCAAGAACCCCAAGUGCAAGACAACGCCAGUGACGAAAAUGAUAAUGACAUGAUAAUCGACAACGAUGAUAACGACAACAUCAACAACACAAAGGCUCAAAAGAACAACUCCACCACCACCAUAAGACCAUCCCCCUCCUAUCUCGCCGCUCAAAAACUCUCCAAGACAAUCCUCGACCAGGGCACUCUCUCCCCAUUCCCUAUGAGCACAAAGCCCGUCCUCUGGGACUACGCAAGUUCCAUACAGCUCUACCCAUUACCCACAGCACUCGUUCUCGCCGAUAGCGAAGUAGCUGCCUUUUCCGUCUCGUACGAAGGAUGCAACGUUCUCAAUCCCGGUAGAUUCGUGCCGGAAGAUCAUAAACGGGAGCCAGUGACGUGGCUUGAGUAUGAUGUUUUGAGGAAGCGAGGGAGAGUCAAGCAGCAGAGGAUGUGA